Messenger RNA from Symbiodinium necroappetens, 370 nucleotides. The record is from the annotation of a GenBank genome assembly. NCBI's taxonomy places the organism in Eukaryota, Dinophyceae, Suessiales, Symbiodiniaceae.
GAAUUUGCACGUUGGCGUUUCGGUUCGAAGGAUUGGUGAUCAAGGCCGCUACAUCACGCGGUGUGCCCCAGUCACCUUCCGUUGGUGCUCUUUGCGAUCAACUCUCCCGUGACAUCUACGCCGACAAGACCAUCGGCGGUGGAGAUGAUGCAUUUAACACUUUCUUCUCCGAAACGGGCGCUGGAAAGCACGUUCCUCGCUGCGUCAUGGUGGAUCUCGAGCCAACUGUUGUGGAUGAAGUUCGCACCGGUACCUACCGGCAGCUUUUCCAUCCGGAGCAGCUGAUUUCGGGCAAAGAGGAUGCUGCCAACAACUUUGCUCGUGGACACUACACGAUCGGCAAAGAGAUCGUGGACUUGGUCCUUGACAG